AUGGACAAAAACAGGGACGUUCUGCAAGACAGAACGGCAGUGAGGACAGAUGAUUCUGUAUCUCCUGUAAAAAAGGGAACUCCAAUCCUAAAAUACUGCAUUAUGGAGAAGGCUGGCUCAAAAAAACGAAAAAGACCCGAAAAAUCGGUAAUUGAAGAAGCAGUCAGUGAAGUUUUGGAGAAAGGUCAGUCCAUAAACAGAACUGCACUUGCCUUAAACAUAUCGAGGGCUUACUUAGCUAAAAUCGUUAAAAAAGUAAAGACGUCUGGCGAUUCAUCAUAUGAACACUGUCCCAAUAUAGGCGUAUUUUCACAACAGAACAGGAGAAUAUGCUUGCAGAUUAUUUAA
Acanthoscelides obtectus is the source of this 348-nucleotide messenger RNA. Lineage: Eukaryota; Metazoa; Arthropoda; Insecta; Coleoptera; Chrysomelidae. The record is from the annotation of a GenBank genome assembly.